Molecule: messenger RNA, 612 nt
Organism: Malaya genurostris
Lineage: Eukaryota; Metazoa; Arthropoda; Insecta; Diptera; Culicidae
Exons: 3
Coding region: 136-612 (158 amino acids)
Biological process (GO): cell adhesion; tissue regeneration
Cellular component (GO): membrane
Source: RefSeq, a predicted model, not a curated record
GCGUCUAGAUGAAGAUAUCGCAUUCCAGAUAAGGGAAUCGGCAAUGGACUUUCUGCUUACUUCAUUCAGCUUAUGCAAUCCAGUAAAAUUGCUUUAUUUUUACUUUACACUUAGCAUAAAGUACAACUAGCGAAAAUGGAACCGGACUGGACAACUAAUGAAACUUAUCGUGCAAUUCCGCAGAUGGAGGGAGGAGAUCCUGCGCAACAAACCAAAGAGCCCACUAAAACGCCGAUUAAAACGAAAUACGAUUCUAACAACAUGUUUACGCAAAGCAUAUUCGAUCUAACACUCAUCACCACCAACAUUUGCCAAAUAUGCUACAUCCUGAAAGUGGGUCCAGAACUAGGUAUUCUCUAUUACAUAAUGCUAAUUUUACUUGGCAUUUCACUUUUUAUGCUGUCUAUCCACGGUUUCAUGGGUCUUUUCGGAAGACUUCGCUGUAAAAACCCACUGUCUGACGGUUGUUUCAACUGCCUGUACAACACGUCACUGUUCAUGGUUGUGCUCGUGUAUUUGGUGAAUCUUCUGUUCAAUGUGUUAAGCCUGAAAGAAAUCGAAGACAAAUGCCAAAUAAUCGUCAAUCACAUGAAAAAUAGAACCGGGGAUUAA